AUGCUCGUGUCGAUUAUGAACCGCGGCGCCUGGUCGCUGGCGGCUGUGUCGCUUCUUGCAUCUUGUGCUGCGGCUGAAGUCUUUGAACGUCUUGCUGCUGUCCCCGAGGGAUGGCGUUACUCCCGAACCCCUAGUGCUAGCCAGCCGAUUAAGCUGCAGGUGGCUUUGACACAGGGUGAUGUCCCUGGAUUCGAGCAGGCCUUGAUGGACAUGUCGACCCCUGGUCAUGCGAAGUAUGGCGAGCACUUUCGGACUCAUGAUGAAAUGAAGCGUAUGCUGCAGCCCAGCGCUGCAGCGGUAGAUACAACCCGCGCAUGGUUGGAAGAUGCAGGCAUCACGAACAUCGAACAAGACGCCGACUGGCUGAAGUUUUCCACGACCGUUGAAACCGCCAAUAAGCUGUUGGACGCCAACUUCCAGUACUACGUCAGCAGCAGCCAACAUGCAGAGCGCCUUCGAACCCUAGAAUACUCGAUUCCCGAUUCGCUGGUCGACUAUAUUAAUAUGGUUACCCCAACUGUUCGUUUCGGUCAGAUGCAUGCCAAUCGUGCUACCAUGCACGGCAGAAAAAAGGCCGUGAACGACGCUUUCCGAAAAGCAACCCAAUACGCAAGCACUGACUGCAACAGUGCCAUCACGCCGCAGUGUCUGAAGGACCUUUACUCCGUUGGUGAUUACAAGGCCCAGUCCGACAAUGGCAACAAGGUUUCCUUUGCCAGCUACCUGGAACAGUAUGCUCGGUACGCAGACCUAGCUUUGUUCGAGGAAAACAUCGCUCCCUACGCAACGGGUCAAAAUUUCACUGUGAUUCAAUACAAUGGCGGCUUGAACGAUCAGAACGCAGCUAGCGACAGCAGCGAAGCCAACCUAGAUCUCCAGUACAUUCUCGGCGUCAGCUCCCCAGUCCCAGUCACGGAGUUUAGCACAGGUGGCCGUGCCCCUCUAGUUCCCGACCUGGACCAACCCGACGCCAACAACGAUGAAAACGAGCCUUAUCUCGCAUUCCUUCAGGAAGUUGUCAAAAUGAACGACAGCGACCUCCCACAGGUCAUCUCCAACUCUUACGGCGAAGACGAACAAAGCGUGCCAGCCAAAUACGCCCAGAGCGUCUGCAACCUGUACGCCCAGCUCGGCAGCCGUGGUGUCUCGAUCAUCUUUUCGUCCGGCGACUCGGGCGUAGGUGCAGCCUGCGAGACAAACGAUGGCACAAACGCCACUCACUUCCCGCCCCAGUUCCCAGCCUCCUGUCCCUGGGUUACAUCUGUCGGUGCGACAACACACAUCGCUCCAGAGAAAGCAGUCUACUUCUCCUCGGGAGGGUUCUCGGAUCUCUGGUCUCGCCCAAGCUACCAGGACGAUGUCGUUGAGGCUUACCUAGACAAGUUGGGAGAUCAGUGGUCCGGUCUAUUCAACCCCAAUGGCCGUGCCUUCCCCGAUGUCGCGGCCCAGGGCCAGAACUACGCUAUCUACGAGAAGGGCUCUCUCAGCGCCGUGGAUGGUACGUCCUGCGCUGCGCCUACCUUUGCGGGUGUUAUUGCUCUUGUGAACGAUGCGCUCAUCCAAGCUGGUAAGCCGGCGCUGGGAUUCUUGAACCCUUGGUUGUACUCGUCUAGUGGGCAAGCUGCUUUGAACGAUAUUACUACGGGCGGUAGUACUGGUUGUAACGGGAAUGCACGGUUUGGUGGUGCAUCGAACGGUGGCCCUGUUGUUCCUUAUGCUAGUUGGAAUGCUACUGAAGGAUGGGACCCUGUUACUGGGCUGGGAACGCCUGACUUUGCUAAGAUGGUGGCGUCAGCUGGUGCGAGUCAGUAA
This is a messenger RNA of Penicillium verhagenii, 1812 nucleotides long. RefSeq names its product S53 family peptidase. NCBI's taxonomy places the organism in Eukaryota, Fungi, Ascomycota, Eurotiomycetes, Eurotiales, Aspergillaceae. The record is from RefSeq and is a predicted model, not a curated record. Gene Ontology annotation, molecular function: serine-type endopeptidase activity; tripeptidyl-peptidase activity. The transcript has 2 exons. Bases 1 to 1812 code for a protein of 603 amino acids. Gene Ontology annotation, biological process: proteolysis.